Hyaloperonospora brassicae is the source of this 1023-nucleotide messenger RNA. NCBI's taxonomy places the organism in Eukaryota, Oomycota, Peronosporomycetes, Peronosporales, Peronosporaceae. The record is from the annotation of a GenBank genome assembly.
AUGGCCGCGACUGCAGGCCACAGGACGCGCAAACCGGUGGCGGUGGACGUCGUGCUGCCCGCGUCAACGCUCGCGCGCUCGCCGUCGCUCGACGAUGGCGUCUGCCCCGCCACCGAGCGCCUGCACCGCUCGUUUGGCUGCGAACUGAUCCAGGAAGCGGGCAUUCUUUUGCGUCUCCCGCAGGUGGUGAUGGCCACAGCGCAGACGCUGCUCCACCGUUUCUACUACCGCAAAUCGCUGCGCCAGUUUGACGCUUUCCGCGUCGCAGUGAGUUGUUUGUUUCUGGCUGCGAAGGUGGAAGAAGCGCCCAAGCGCAUCCACGACGUCGUCCGCGUCUUCUACGCGACGUUCCGACGGCGCAAGUGGAAGCGCGCGACUGUGACGCAGCAGCUCAUCGACGUGGACAGCGCGACGUUCCGCCAGUGGCGCUCGUGGCUCAUCAUUGUGGAGCGCCAGGUGCUCAUCGACGUGGGCUUUAGCAUCUACGGGGUCACGGCACACCCGCACAAGUACGUGCUGUAUUACGUGAAAGUGCUGGACGGCAGCCCGGAGCUCGCGCAACAGGCUUGGGGCUUCAUCAACGACAGCCUGCGACGCGAUCUCUGUGUGCGAUACAAAGCCCAAGUCACUGCCUGUGCAGCGAUCUUCUUAGCUAGUCGGUUCCAGAAAGUGGCGUUGCCGGAGGACCACCCGCCGUGGUACUCGUUGUUUGACGUGGAGAAGACAGAGCUGUAUGCUGUGAGUGUGGCGAUCAUGGAGCUGUACAAGCAGGAGAAGAUCGAGUGGCUCGAACCGCUAACAGAGACGAAUCCGUAUGCUGUCGAUGAGUGUCCGGUGGUAAAAGACGUGCCAGGUCAAGAGCAAGAGAAGGUUGAACGCGGAGUCGACAAGGACAAGGAAACGUCAGCUGCGAAACAAGCAAGUGCAGCCGAUGGGACGAUGGGCGGACGAGUGCUCGGAGUUGCCGCAGUCGAAGCCGCCGACGCUCGAGCAGCAACUCCGACGGACGAGAGCCUGAGAUAG